This is a messenger RNA of Manduca sexta (tobacco hornworm), 1498 nucleotides long. RefSeq names its product tRNA pseudouridine(38/39) synthase. Lineage: Eukaryota; Metazoa; Arthropoda; Insecta; Lepidoptera; Sphingidae. Gene Ontology annotation, molecular function: RNA binding; pseudouridine synthase activity. The record is from RefSeq and is a predicted model, not a curated record. Gene Ontology annotation, cellular component: cytoplasm; nucleus. Gene Ontology annotation, biological process: tRNA pseudouridine synthesis; mRNA pseudouridine synthesis.
ACAAGUUGACACUUGACAGUGUUGUGUUUCGUAAACAUGAAAAUAAAUCAACUAAUACUUUAAUAAUGGAUACAAAACCAGAAAAAGUACCUCCAAGGCAAAAAAAUAAAUCUGUUUCUCGUGAAGAACUAUUAAAUUUGGAUAAAGAUGAUUUAGUGGACAGGAUAUUGCGUUUAGAGGCACAUAAUACACAACUAAAGUGUAUUAUAAGCAAGAAUUUGAAUAUUGCAGAGAUCGGUGGCGUUAAUAAGAAUAAAAAGCCUUUCAACUUUGCGAACUGCCAUUUCCGCCGGGUCUUACUCCACGUGAUGUACUUCGGUUGGGACUAUCAGGGUUUUGUGGUGCAAGAGGAUUCUAUACAGACUAUAGAGCACCAUCUUUUUCACGCCCUGACCAAGGCAUGCUUAAUAGAGAGUAGAGAGACCUCUCAGUACCAUCGCUGUGGACGUACGGAUAAAGGUGUUAGUGCUUUUGGGCAGGUAAUAUCAUUAUCCUUGCGCAGUAAACAUCCUGUAGAGAAGCAGGAUUUGCCAGAAUCAAUAACAACAGAGAUGCAGUACAGUAAGAUUCUAAACAGGUUGCUGCCUAAGGACAUUAGGGUGGUUGCCUGGAUGCCUAUACCAAAAGAAUUGCCUGAGUAUAGUGCUAGGUUCGACUGCAUCAAACGAACAUAUAAAUUCUAUUUCCCCCGUUCGUCCCUCGACUUAGACGCCAUGCGCCGUGCGUGCGCGCACCUUAUUGGCUCACACGAUUUCCGCCACCUUUGUAAAAUGGACGUCGGUAAUGGCGUAUUGACGUUUACAAGGCACGUGUUGAGUGCUGAUAUUGUAGCUGUGGUUGAGAGAGAUACGGAUUUAGCAACAUCUAUGUACUCCCUGGUGAUAGAAGGCAACGCAUUCCUCUGGCAUCAGAUUCGAUGUAUAAUGGGUGUGCUGUUACUGGUGGGGCAAGGGAAAGAGUCCCCUGACAUUAUUAGCGAACUGCUGGAUGUUGAAAAACUAUCUAGAAAACCUCAAUACCACAUGGCGUCAGAUGUUCCGCUAAAUCUUUUCCAUUGUUCCUAUGAUUUAGAGGACACAAAUAAAUGGAUAUAUGACAAAGAUGACUUCAAAACUGUUAUAUCACAUUUACGGGAAUGGACUAUGUUCAAUGUCAAAUCAACCAUGUUAAACGAUGCUUUACAACAAUUAGAAGCUAAGUAUGCGGAGGUAAUGAGUGAGACACAAAAUGCCGACAGCGGCGAGAGUGAAAGAAACAAAGUUAUGGCACAUACAGACUGUCUUACACAGGGUGUACGGUCAAAAGUCUACACUCCAUUAUUGAAAAGGGAAACAUGCUCGAGUUUACAAGAAAGAAUUGAACAUUACAAGAAGAAAAGAAAAAUUGAUAGCUCUCAGAAAUUAUUGUAAAUAAAAUAUUUGUUUCUAUACCGACGCUUUUUUAAUUAUCCAGUUGGUACUUAUUUUUAUAUUGUGUAAAAUAAAAACUAUUAAAUCUA